ACGUCCGGUUCCUCUAAUAUUCUAUGAAAACCGGAUCCAGCCUUCUCAGCAACCUUGUGGGUCUCAUCAAAAAUAUUUAACUUUAACAUACAGCACGAAUCUUUCCAGUUCAGAGUUCCUGGCAAUGUUGGGAAUUGCAGGCAUGGUCAUCAUGGCCUUCGUCUCAGUAGCUGCUACCUGCCCCGCCGAGCCCUGUGAGUGUCUGGACAACGUUACAGUCAGCUGUCUUCACAAGAGCCUGAGGAGGUUUCCCAACCUUCCAGAUGGUACAGAGGAGCUUUAUUUGGCCGAUAAUCAGAUCCAGGCGUUCCCCACCGGUGGCCUGGAGAAGCUGCAGUUCUUGGAUCUCACCAAGAACCAUCUCAAUUUCUCCUUGACCUCCACCUGGCCGAACAUGAGCAGCCUGGACAAGCUGUUCCUCGGCAGUAAUUCCCUGGGUUCACUGGGCCCCGGGCAGCUCCAGGUCUUCCCGGCAGUCACAUUCCUGGACUUAAGUGAGAACCACAUGGAGGCCCUGCACCCAGGAUCCCUCCAAGGUCUUGACCGAUUAAAUACACUCAUCUUAACGCUGAACCAGAUCAACAGCCUGCAGUAUGGGGCACUUAGUGGAGCCCCUGUGCUCACUGAACUACUCUUGAGCAGCAACCAUAUUGUGGAGUUGGAGGAAGGAGUGUUUCAAAACUCGUCAGAGUUGGUAAAGCUGGUUUUGUCCAAAAAUCGCUUGGCAGGUAUUGGGAAUAGCACAUUCAGAGGAGCAGUUAAACUGAGUCACCUGGACCUCAGUGGAAACAGGUUAGGGUAUGUACCUGUUGUAGCCCUCAAGGAUGUGCCAAAUCUGCACAGCCUGUACCUCCAGAAGAACAGCAUCACCUUCUUACCAGAAAAUGCAUUCUCUGAGCUCAACAAUCUAAGUAUUUUGGUUUUGAAUAAUAACCACCUGAGCAAAAUGGCAGAGGACUCACUCAGAGGUCUAUCUCACCUUGAUCAUUUGGAUCUGAGCUUCAAUGAACUGCAGUCUUUUCCCACAAAUGUAUUUCAGUAUACAGGAAGACUGAAGGUUCUGGAUCUCUACCAGAACAGCCUGACAUACCUCCCGGAAGACCUGUUUAGGAACUCAACAAGCCUCAGAGAGCUGCAACUUGACAGCAGCAAUAUCUCAAACAUUUCACCAUUGCUUUUUCACUGGGUUUCUCAGCUGACCGAGCUCCAGCUGGCCAACAAUCAUAUAGCCGAUCUUCACCAAGCCUUGUUCUCCAGUCUGAGGAAGCUGGAGAUACUCUCCCUUGACAACAAUGCAAUAAGCAGGAUUCCCAGAGCACUGUUCCGGAAGACCAAGAACCUCAGGGAACUUCAGCUGGAUCAAAACAAACUCAGGUCUCUCCCUAGGUCCGUCUUCCAUGACCUAACUAAACUCAAGUCUCUGAAGCUUUCUACUAACCAUCUCAGAGCUCUUCACCCCGAGCAGUUUUUUACACUUGGAAAACUAAGAGAGCUCAUGCUGAAUGAAAACCUGAUAGAAGAUCUUCCCGCGGGCUUGUUUUCAAUGCUUCAAAGCCUUAAAGUGCUGGAUUUGGACAACAACCACCUCACAGCACUGACUCCUGCAAGCUUUGAUGGGUUGGGCAACCUUAAGGAGCUUCAUCUCAGCUUCAACCAGCUCUUUGACAUCCCAUAUGCCACAUUCCAUUCCCUCAAUAAUCUACAUAGGCUCUAUCUCCAGAACAACCGACUGGCGGCUUUGCAUCCUAAAGUCUUUGCCCGUCUCAACAAUUUACAGGAACUUGACUUGGAAAACAACCAGCUUAAACAGCUAGACCCUGAUUUGUUUCGAGGCCUUCACCGUCUCCAGAAGCUAUGCCUGAAGUCAAAUCACAUCAGUACUCUUAUAAAUGGGACACUGGAGCCUCUGGAGAGCCUGAAGGACCUCCGCCUAGAGGGGAACCGUUGGGACUGCUCCUGCAGGUCACCCAUCAUGUACAUCAGUAACUGGAUCAACAACAACACCAUGAAGCUACAGGACAAGCCCAUGUGUUUCCUACUCAAACUAUCCAUCGACCAGCCUGCGCAUUUGUUCAAACCCUGUGCAAGCUUAGCAUCCUGCCUUAGAUACAAACAUUUCCUAAUAGUUCUGGCAACGUUUACAAUACGGCUUCUGACUGAUGGUUUUCCGUGACUUCCUUUCGCAGUUUCGUUACUGUCCCGAUAGAUGGAAGUGAAUAUCGAUUCCUGCAUACGUACGUUACACAUACAUAAGUGUGUGCUUUCAGCUUUAACUUCUUGCUUUCUUAUGUUUAUGGUUUAUUGCCCAUGCAACUGUCUAUUGUACAUGAAUAACUUUGAGGGUUUAAUGUAAAGACUAUAAUAAAACCGAUGAAAUGUUUUGUGCUUUAUUGAGGAUUCAUCAUUCUAUUUUUAAUAAAACUACUUAAAUGUGUGUUAAAAAAAAUUCAACCCACAACUUAUUGUUUAUCUAAAUCCCCCAGACAUCAAAGAGUCAAAUAUACUUUAGGCUACAAACACUAAAAGGUCAUUAUAGUAUGUGAAUGACCAAAUGUGAUUAACUUGAAAUAUAAAGAAACGAAAGGCCCAGUACCAUCAACAUUGUACAAUAUUGUACACUGGCUGAUGAAACCAACCCUGUAAAAUUGAGAACAUUUUAGUUUUUAACACUUUAACAGUGUUAUAUCUAGUAAUGGUUUCUGACUGAAUAAACUGUUGACAUUGUACUGAAAUCAGCAGGUUUUCACCAGAAGGAAUGUGAGCUUGCAUAGCAUAGACAAGUCCGAUUUUCCUUUAACUCUUUACCUGGCUUUGCUUCUUUUUAUAUCCUUUGAUCCUGUCACUGAAGAGCAUACC
Molecule: messenger RNA, 2856 nt
Organism: Esox lucius (northern pike)
Lineage: Eukaryota; Metazoa; Chordata; Actinopteri; Esociformes; Esocidae
Product: leucine-rich repeat-containing protein 15
Exons: 2
Coding region: 125-2173 (682 amino acids)
Cellular component (GO): extracellular matrix
Molecular function (GO): protein binding
Source: RefSeq, a predicted model, not a curated record